This is a messenger RNA of Verruconis gallopava, 387 nucleotides long. RefSeq lists its product as uncharacterized. Bases 1 to 387 code for a protein of 128 amino acids. NCBI's taxonomy places the organism in Eukaryota, Fungi, Ascomycota, Dothideomycetes, Venturiales, Sympoventuriaceae. The transcript has a single exon. The record is from RefSeq and is a predicted model, not a curated record.
AUGUACGCAAAGGCGGAUCUUGUCAAGCAUGUAAAAGCAUUGUACGAGUAUUUAGACACUAUCGAAACAGCGAGAGAAACUUGGUGGCAGUCCAAAAAGGAGCUUCGAGCACAGUUACGGGAAGACAUUGCUCGUGAAAGACAGACUCAGAAUUUCAAAGCGGCCACUCAGUCCGAAAGGGCGAGGCAAGCCCAAGAAAGCGCGCAGGAGCGGAUGAAUAAGUUGCAGGCGAUCAAUGCGCGGGCAAUGGACAUGAUCGAAAACAUGUUGGUUGCGCCAUACAUUGCGAUAGUGAUCAGAUGGCUAACCGGAAUCACAAGGCGCAACGAGCUGGAUUUUGUCACUCAACGCACGCUUCAGUUAUCGCCCGUCGAGUUGCGCCAGUAA